GAGAGAGACACUCUUAUUCCAUCCAAGAAAGAACUCGCGCGUUUUUUUUUUAUUACAGUCAACAAGGAAAAAAAAUGAUGCUCGAAACUAAGGACCUGGCGAUCAAGCUUUUCGGCAUGAAGAUUCCACUGCCGGCCGGCGAUGACGACGAGAACUUCAGGUUUAUUAAGAGGGGAGAGAAACGAGUUGAUCAAGAAGAGGAGGAAGUAGAAGACAAGGAUUCACCAUCAACAGAAGCCACUGAGAGCACAGAAGACCAUGAUUCUCCAAGAACUGAAGACUCAACCAGUAUGGAAUUGCUACCAGAUUGUAAUGUGAACCCGAAGACACCAUUAAUCGAUGAAGAAAGUGCAAAAUCAAAAGCCCCAAAGGAGAAAGAACAGAGUGAUACAAACAACUCGCAAGAGAAAACCCUGAAAAAGCCUGACAAGAUACUACCAUGCCCUCGCUGCAAUAGCAUGGACACUAAGUUUUGUUACUACAACAAUUACAACGUCAAUCAACCGCGCCACUUCUGCAAGGCCUGUCAAAGAUAUUGGACUGCCGGCGGUACGAUGAGGAAUGUUCCUGUGGGAGCUGGACGUAGGAAGAACAAGUCUGCUUCACACUAUCGCCAGAUUACAAUUUCUGAGGCUCUCCAAGUAGCUCGAAUGGAUGCUCCAAAUGGAGCUCACCACCCUGGAUUGAAAAGCAAUGGCAGAGUCCUUAGCUUUGGAGUAGAUGCACCAGCCUGUGAUUCCAUGGCUUCUGUUUUACACCUUGAUAAAAAAGUUUUGAAUGGUACUAAUCGAAAUGGAUUUCAUAAGAGCGAAGAAUUAGUAUUUCCAGCUCUUUGCAAGAGCAGAGAAAAUGGUAAUGACAUAACAGCUUUGAAACCACAAAUUCCAAAUACCAAUGGCUUCUCCCCACAUAUUCCAUGUCUUCCUGGUGUUCCGUGGCCUUAUCAGUGGAAUUCAGCAGUUCCCCCACCGGGAAUGCCUAUACCAGUUUUUCCUGCAUCUUAUUGGAACUGUGGCGUCCCUCUCCAAGUACCAGUGCCUUGGUUCAGUCCACACCCUGCUUCUCCGAACCAGAAGUCUCCGAACUCUGGCUCAAGUUCUCCAACACUGGGGAAGCGUUCAAGGGAGGGAGAGAUCCUCAGACCAGAAGUUCAUUUGGAGAAACAAGAGCCAUCAAAACAGAAAAAUGGAUGUGUUUUGGUUCCUAAAACAUUAAGGAUUGAUGACCCAAGCGAAGCUGCAAAGAGUUCGAUAUGGACAACACUUGGGAUCAAGAACGAUUGCAUCAGCAGUGGGAAAGGGCUGUUUAAGGCCCUCCAAUCACAAUCAAAGAGUGAUCAAAAGAAACAUGUCCCUGAAACCUCUCCGGCUAUGCUAGCCAACCCAGCAGCCUUGUCUAGAUCAUUCAACUUCCACGAGAGCUCUUGAAUUGGUUAACUUAGGCUAUGGUGUAACUCUUAGGCAUAAGCUGGAAUUGUGAGGUUGGAUCACCCCAUCUCUCGUAUGAGUUUUGAAAGCUAACCCCAGCCGGCAAGUCUCAACUCUAGGGUUCCUCAGUAGGUUAGGGGAACUAGUUCGAUCUGGUGGAAACUAAUUUUGCCUUCUUGUAACAUACUGCAUGCACAGAUUGCUUCUGAUGUACUUAGUUCUCUGAGUUUCUGUUGUCCAUGUACAAAUCUAUAUGUGAAAUCCAUAGCUGUAAAAUUAACAUCAUCUUUUCUCUC
Argentina anserina (silverweed cinquefoil) is the source of this 1723-nucleotide messenger RNA. Its product is annotated as cyclic dof factor 3. The transcript has 2 exons. The record is from RefSeq and is a predicted model, not a curated record. NCBI's taxonomy places the organism in Eukaryota, Viridiplantae, Streptophyta, Magnoliopsida, Rosales, Rosaceae. Gene Ontology annotation, biological process: regulation of DNA-templated transcription. Gene Ontology annotation, molecular function: DNA binding; DNA-binding transcription factor activity. Bases 75 to 1427 code for a protein of 450 amino acids.